This is a messenger RNA of Sciurus carolinensis (gray squirrel), 5116 nucleotides long. RefSeq names its product complement receptor type 1-like. The record is from RefSeq and is a predicted model, not a curated record. The transcript is spliced from 22 exons. Bases 311 to 3535 code for a protein of 1074 amino acids. Lineage: Eukaryota; Metazoa; Chordata; Mammalia; Rodentia; Sciuridae.
CGAGCUGCGACAAACUCCUGCCUUUGUCUGGAACCGCAGGUCAUCCCACGUAAAAUACAACAGGGAGCGGAAUCGUCAGAUCUUGAUCUUGCACCUGGGGCCCUAAGGUAGCGAAACUCAUCAAAAAUAAUGCGGAGUAAACAAGACCUCGCCCAAUAAGGGGAAGCUGUGGUCAAAAGCUUUUUGUCCCGGAACCCUCUGCCCUCCCCGGACCCUGGACGUGGAGCCCAACAAUAGGUGUCUCUCGGUUGCUGCGCUUCUCUUCAUUUUCUUCGAGAUCUCAUCCGGUUUCUAGAUCUACCUGGGGAGAAUGGGGGCCUCUUCUCCAAGGAUCCCAGCGCCUGUGGGGCCCCCAGCACCCGCUCUGGCUCUCUGCUGCGGAGGAGCCCCGUUGGCGGUCCUGAUGCUGCUCGCGCUGCCGGCGGCCCGGGGUCAAUGCAAGCCCCCAGAGUUCUUUUCAUUUGCCAAGGCUAAAAAUCUAACUGAUGAAUCUGAGUUUCCCAUUGGGACUUCUUUGAAGUAUGAAUGUCGCCCUGGUUAUAUCAAGAGACAGUUUUAUAUCACCUGCCAAGAAAACUCAGUCUGGACAAAUGCUGAAAACAUGUGUAAACGUAAAACAUGUAAAAAUCCCUCAGAACCUGUGAAUGGCAUGGUGCAUGUAGACUCAGACACACGAUUUGGAUCCAGAAUUAAUUAUUCUUGUAAUAAAGGGUACCGACUCAUUGGUGCCUCCGAUGCUGUCUGCAUCAUCUCAGGCAGUACUGUGGUUUGGGAUAAUGAAGCACCUAUUUGUGAGAGAAUUCCUUGUGAGCCACCUCCAGCCAUUGCCAAUGGAGAUUUCAAAAGCUCUAACAGAGAAUAUUUUCUUUAUGGAAUGGUGGUGACCUAUCAGUGCAACGUUGGAGACAGAGGGAGAAAGCUGUUUGACCUGGUGGGAGAGCCCUCCAUAUAUUGCACCAGCAAUGACAAUCAAGUCGGCAUCUGGAGCGGCCCUCCCCCGCAGUGCAUCGUACCUAAUAAAUGCACCCCUCCACACAUUGAAAAUGCAAUAAUGCUAACUGGCAACAGAAGCUUAUUUUCCUUAAAUGAAAUCGUGGAGUUUGGGUGUCGGCCUGACUUUGUCCUGAAAGGACCCACCAGGGUGCAGUGCCGGGCCCAAAACAAAUGGGAGCCGGCGUUACCAAGCUGCUCCAGGGUAUGUCUGCCACCCCCCAAAAUUCUGCAUGGUGCGCAUACCCCAAGCAACAAGGAUAACUUUUCCCCUGGGCAGGAAGUGUUCUACAGCUGUGAGCCUGGGUAUGACCUCCUAGGGGCUGCUUCUCUGCGCUGCACACCCCAGGGAGACUGGAGACCAACUGCCCCCACGUGUGCAGUGAAAUCCUGUGAUGACUUUGUGGACCAACUCCCCAAUGGCCGUGUGCUAAUUCCACUGAAUCUCCGGCUUGGAGCAAAAGUGACCUUUGUUUGUGAUAAAGGGUUUCAAUUAAAGGGCAGUUCUGCCAGUUAUUGUGUUCAGAUUGGGAUGGAAAGCCUUUGGAAUAGCAGCGUCCCUGUGUGUGAACAAAUCUUUUGUCCAAGUCCUCCUGUUAUCCUUAAUGGGAGACACUCGGGAGCUUCUCUGGAAGUCUUUCCUUUUGGAACAGCAGUGACUUAUACAUGUGACCGCCAACCAGACAGUGGGAUCGCCUUCAGCCUCCUUGGGGAGAGCACCAUCCUCUGCACCAGUGACCACCAAGGGCACGGAGUUUGGAGUGGCCCUGCUCCUCGCUGUAGACUUCUGGGUAAAUCAUGUAAAACUCCUUCAGAUCCUACACAUGGCUUGGUGCAUGGAGACUCAGACACCCAGUUCGGAUCCAGAAUUAAUUAUACAUGCAAUAAUGGGUACCGACUCAUCGGUCACUCCUCUGCUGAAUGUAUCAUCUCAGGCAAUAUCGUCAAUUGGAGUACAGAGCCACCAAUUUGUGAACGGAUUCCUUGUGAGCCACCUCCAGCCAUUGCCAAUGGAAAUUUCUUUAGCAUCAAUGGAGAAGAUUUCCAAUAUGGAAUGGUGGUGACCUAUCAGUGCAACGUUGGAGACAGAGGGAGAAAGCUGUUUGACCUGGUGGGAGAGCCCUCCAUACACUGCACCAGCAAUGACAAUCAAGUGGGCAUCUGGAGCGGCCCUCCCCCGCAGUGCAUCGUAUCUAAUACAUGCACCCCUCCACACAUUGAAAAUGCAAUAAUGCUAACUGGCAACAGAAGCUUAUUUUCCUUAAAUGAAAUCGUGGAGUUUGGGUGUCGACCUGGCUUUGUCCUGAAAGGACCCACCAGGGUGCAGUGCCAGGUCCGAAACAAAUGGGAGCCUGCGUUACCAAGCUGCUCCAGGGGAUGUCAGCCACCCCCAGAAAUCCUGCAUGGUGUGCAUACCCCAAGCAACAAGGAUAACUUUUCCCCUGGGCAAGAAGUGUUCUACAGCUGCGAGUCAGGGUAUGACCUCAGAGGGGCUGCUUCUCUGCGCUGCACACCCCAGGGAGACUGGAGUCCGGCUGCCCCAAAAUGUGCAGUGAAAUUAUGUGCUCCAUUCCCAGGCCAAAUCCCUCAUGGUCAUAUGGUAUUUCCACUUACUUUACAGCCUGGGGCAAAAGUGAUCUUCAUCUGUGAUGAAGGGUUUCGAUUAAAAGGCAACUCUGCUAGUUAUUGUGUCAUGGCUGGAAUGAAAAGCAUUUGGAAUAGCAGUGCUCCCGUGUGUGAACAAAUAUUUUGUCCAAAUCCUCCAGCUAUUCUUAAUGGGAGGCACACAGGAACUUCUUUGCCAGGUAUUCCCUAUGGAAAAGAAAUAUCUUAUACAUGUGACCCCCAUCCAGAUAGAAGGAUGACCUUUGACCUCAUUGGGCAGAGCACCAUCCGCUGCACAAGUGACCAUCAAGGCAAUGGGAUUUGGAGCAGCCCUGCCCCUCGCUGUGAGCCUUCUGUUCCUUUUGCAUGCCCACAUCCACCCAAGAUCCAGAAUGGACAUCACAUUGGAGGACAUGCUUCUUCAUAUCUUCCUGGGAUGAUGGUCAACUAUACGUGUGACCCCGGCUACCUGUUGGUGGGAACUACCUUCAUUUUCUGUACAGACAAGGGAACCUGGAGCCAAUUUAAUCAUUAUUGCAAAGAGGUAAAAUGCAGCCUCCCACCAUUGAAUGGAGUCCGGCGGGAGCUGAUAAUGAGAGAAUAUCACUAUGGCGAUAACAUAACUCUGGAGUGUGUGGAUGGAUAUACUCUGCAAGGCAGUCCACGGAGCCAGUGCCAGGCAGAUGACAGAUGGCACCCUUCCCUGGCCACAUGCACAUCGCGCUCACGUGUUGCUCUCAUAGUUGGCAUUUGCUUUGGUAUGAUCUUCUUCAUUUUCUCCAUCAUUGUUCCCAGUUGGAUAAUUCCAAAGUGCAAGAAAGGCAAUAAUCCAGAUGAAAAGUGUAAAGAAGUGAAUAUCCAUUUACAUCCUCAAGAAGGCAGCUGUGUUCCUCCUCAGACUCUGCUAACAAGUCAGGAAAACAGCAGUGUCCUUCCUUGACAAAGUAUUAUAAAGUUUGAGAAACCUCCAAUUACCUGUUGAUGGGAAAGGAGCCAGUCCGCUUCAAGAGAGUAAGAUCCGAGGUUCAUGAACCCUUUGAAGUGACUUCACAGAGAUGCAAACGUGUGCACCCGAAGAUGGGAAAGCUGUCCAGUGUUCAGCAGAACUCGACCUCUUAGUCUGCAUUCCUCUCACCCCUCACCUUCUUUCCUGUGCUGAAAGCACACAUCAUCUAGUCAGGGUACCAGACUGUACUUAAAUAUGGAAAAUUGUUUCAAUUAUUUAAAGGAAGAUGUUGUCUAGGGGUUCUGGUUUAUAAGUUUGUCAUUUUCCUUUCUUAUUUUGAAAUGUUCAUGAUAUAGAAUGAGCUUGUUAAGGAGAAUUUGGAAAAUCAGGAAGAUAUGAAAAUUAAUGACUUAUUAAUAAGUCACAAGUCACAUUUUCUGCUAAUCAUUUUCUAUACACGUGUUUCUUUAUACAGACACAUAUAUCUUUAUUUUAUAGAGCAGAACCUACUCCUUUUAACAGAUUGAAGUAAAAUGCAUAUCAGUUUUCACCUCCUCUAGGGAAGAAAGCAAUUUUUCUUCACUGAAAAGGUGCUAAAUGAUUAUGGGGAAGAGUGGUCAAGACUACUCAAAAGAAGUAUCUAGGAAAAACAAAUGAAGUUCUUUAUAUUUUUUAAGUUCUACUUCAAAAACCCACUUUGUAACAUGUUUUGUAUAAAAGAAAAAUUUUAAAUAAAAGAAUAAUAAUUAUAAAAGUAACUAGUUUACUAGAAUGUACUAGAUUAACUGAAAAAAGUACAACUUUUAAGAAUUUAUCAGUGAACAGGUACUAAGUUACAUUCAAGAGGAGUAAGCUCUGGUUUUCUAUUGCACAGUAGCGUGACUACAGAUCUAAAAAAACUAAAAGAUUUUGAAUGUUUUCACCACAAAGAAAUGAUAAAUGUUUAAGAAGACAUAUAUGUUUACCUUGAUUUGAAUAUUACACAGUACAUACAAAUAUCCAAAUAUCAUAUGGUACCUCAUAAAUGUGUAAUUUUUAUGUGUCAAUUUUUAAAAAAGAUCUUAUCAAAUCAAUAAUCAUGCCUUGAUAUUUUAAAAUAAGUAGCCCUAUAGUUUUAACCAUUCCACAUCUUUAUAGAUCAAGAACUUGUUAUAAUAUUAUAGGUCAUAAUAAUAGUCUCUAGAAAAUACCGGAAUAUUUGUGAAUACUGAAUAAUAUCUUUGCAUAUGGCUACCACUAAUUUAUGUGUAAUUCUGUUUUAAUUGUUGUUCUAAAGAUCUAUUUUGCCAACUUUACUUUGACACCAGUAUAGGGAAUAAGCUAGACAUCAACUUGAAUUUCAAUUUAAAAUUGUGCAAGAUAGAAGCCCAGCAUAAGCAAAGUUCACUGAACAAAAAAAGAAAAAAAAAUAUAUAUAUAUACAUACACACACACAAUUUAUACCAUAGACAAAGGGAAAUUGCCUUAUUAUUUUAGAAAGUUCUUAAAUAUUCCAGCCAACCCUCCCACCAAAGAUGGGCAAACCACAUACAGCCAGGUCACCAAAAAAAAAAAAAAAAAAAAAAAAAUAAGAAG